ACACACACACACACAGUCACCCCUUUAGGGUUUUGAAUCAGAAGAAGAUUUGAUUGAUUUGAGAUCAGAAAUGACAUCGUUGGGGACAUCAAAAGGUGUAUUAGAGAUUGCAAAGUUUGCCGUUUACGUCACUGUUCCCAUUGGACUCAUGUAUUUCUUCGCUAACAACACCAAAAAUCUCACCAAGUUCAUGGGCGCUCGUCAAUACGUUGUGUAUCCGCCAGAAGGACCGAGGCCACAAUCACCAGAGGAGCUUCGAGAAAUGGCUCGGGAGAUGGCUCGCAAGCGAGAUGCGCAAUCUUGAGCCAUGGAGCCGAGCUGUACACUUAUAUAUAGAGCCUACUUACUGUAUGCAUAUCAUCUCUCUCAAUGGUGUUUUGUUUUUUUUUCAUGAACAUGAUUUCUAGUACAUGUUACAUGCUCUGUCAAAGUCUAAUAAAAAUGCAUUCAGAAAUUAGAAACUUUAUUGUAAGUUUAUUUCUUACAUUAUGUUGUUGUAAUUAAUAAAAGUUCUGGUAUUACAUUA
This is a messenger RNA of Erigeron canadensis, 526 nucleotides long. RefSeq lists its product as uncharacterized. Gene Ontology annotation, biological process: mitochondrial respiratory chain complex IV assembly. The record is from RefSeq and is a predicted model, not a curated record. Bases 71 to 304 code for a protein of 77 amino acids. Lineage: Eukaryota; Viridiplantae; Streptophyta; Magnoliopsida; Asterales; Asteraceae. The transcript has 2 exons. Gene Ontology annotation, cellular component: mitochondrion.